Messenger RNA from Xiphias gladius (swordfish), 2572 nucleotides. Its product is annotated as serine protease 23-like. Gene Ontology annotation, molecular function: serine-type endopeptidase activity. The transcript is spliced from 2 exons. Bases 339 to 1547 code for a protein of 402 amino acids. Gene Ontology annotation, biological process: proteolysis. Lineage: Eukaryota; Metazoa; Chordata; Actinopteri; Istiophoriformes; Xiphiidae. The record is from RefSeq and is a predicted model, not a curated record.
CGGGGUCGGACAUACCCGCGCCGCAUGUCCUCGUCGGCAGAUGCGGCACACCUCCUCCCGCCGCGCACAAUGACACAACCUCCUCCGCCGUCGGCCCCACUGCCUCUCUCGGACGACCCCGAACCGUCACGGACUGAGUGAGGCCGGCAGCUCCUGGGAGAAGAGCCGAGAGGACGAGGGACCGGUCUCUUGCUGCUGCUGCUGCUGCUGCUGCAGGGGUGUUUGCCAGUUCAACUCCCGCCGCAGACAUUGCCAGUCCUGGUUUGAGGAGGGGGGAGGAGGAGGAGGGAGGUUUCCCGACAGUGCGAAGCCACCAGCUCACCUGAAGACGUUACGCCAUGCGCUCCCGGUCUGCGCUCCCCGGGUUUGCCUCCCUCCUUUUUCUCCUCGUCCUCCCCCCCGUUUUCUCCUCCUCCUCCCGCCCCCAGUGGAUUCCCCAGCGUGUCCCUGUGGUCCUCCCACAGAGCACGGAGGCUCGGCCUGCCCCUCACUUCCUGUCGCCGGCUCGUCUGGAUGUCACCUCCCAGUGUGACCCAGAAUGCCACAAGAGAGCGCCUCAGCGGAGCUACUGGGACCUGCGGCAUCUUUUGGCCUAUGAGACUCUCCACUCUGACGGUCAACUAACCGAGACCGCCGUUGGGAUCUAUGGCUACAACUCCAACCUCGUCACCAGUCCGGCCUACGCCACAGGGUCAUCUGGGAAGGCUGAGCGGUCACAUGUCAGGAGAAAGCGACAGAUCUUUGGCCAUGAUGGGCGUUUUAGCAUUGCUGGACAGAACUUCCUGCUUAAAUAUCCAUUCUCAGUGGCAGUCAAACUGUCCACUGGGUGCUCCGGUACACUGGUGGGGGACCGUCAUGUUCUCACGGCUGCUCAUUGUGUUCAUGACGGUAAAAACUAUGUGAAGGGAGCACAGAAGCUCCGGGUUGGCUUUUUAAAACCCAAGCAACGAGACACACAGCCUUCUUCCUUUUACCUUCCCUCCAACUUCACCAACCAUGUGGAAGGGGGCCCGGCUCCUUACGCCCCACCAACCAACAACAAAAUGAAGUUCCAGUGGAUCAGAGCCAAGCGCACCCACGUUCCCAAAGGAUGGAUUAAAGGGAAUGCCAAUGACAUUGGGAUGGACUAUGACUACGCUUUGCUUGAGCUCAAGAAACCCCACAAACGCCGCCACAUGAAGUUAGGAGUCAGCCCCCCAGUUCAGAGGCUGCCUGGUCGACGGGUCCACUUCUCAGGAUUCGAUAAUGACCGUCCAGGCCAGCUGGUGUAUCGGUUCUGUCUGGCCGGCGAGGAGACAUCAGACUUGCUUUACCAGCACUGUGAUGCUCAACCUGGGGCCAGUGGCUCAGGGGUGUACGCCCGAAUGUGGGAUGGGAGGCGCCGGCGUUGGGAGCGGAAAGUAAUUGGUGUCUUUUCUGGGCAUCAGUGGGUGGAGCGACAAGGGGCGUCUCAGGAAUUUAAUGUAGCGGUGAGAAUCACGCCCCUCAAAUACGCUCAGAUCUGCUACUGGAUAAAAGGUAACUUUGUGGACUGCCGAGAGGGGUGAGGAAAAGGCGGGGGGUGAGGAUGGCGCUGGGGUCUAGCUACGAAACCAUAGGCCAACUACAUUCUCAUACAUCUUCUGGGAUAUUGGGGCUGCAAGAAUCCACACUUUUCACCCCACUACAUUUAGCACAGCUUCAAUAUAAAUAUUAAAAUAUUGUUUUGUGCCCCUACUGUCAGAGGCCAAUCUCAGUAAUGUAAAGACAGACACAAAUCCAGUAAUGCAACUAAAUUAUGUAAACAAGACGUGUUCAUUUAAUUUAUGCUUAGUUUUGCAUCCCCGCUCGCAUUUCUUAAACAUGAAAAUAUUAGUUCUAUUUUUGUUAACUGGUGAAACAUUUAGGUCUGGUGGUUUUUGCAGAAUAGGGAGGUGUUUUCUUGGAACAUUCAUCUGGACAACAAAGUCGUCUGCGAGCUCCUCAGAUCGGGAACAAGGACUGAUGUAGAAAGAUGUUUUGGAAGAGAACCUAAGCAGCUGGACUGGGAAAGCUGUUUUCAAUAUGCAUCAUAGCCCCUUUCUUGAGCUAAUACUAAAGAUUGCACUGCUGAGACUUUUUUCUACUGAAAAUUAUAGUUGGUUUUUUUUUUUGUAGAUGAAUGUACAAGUCAGCUACCAAAGGCGCCAACUGUUUCUCUCCAAACUAUCAAGUAUCUCCUUUCAGUGGACACACUAGUUAUCCACAGGCAUCGUGUACUCUAUCAGCUAAAUUAACAGUGAAGAAAGUUUCUGAAAGAACAUUCGACUCCUCACACGGAGUGAUGUUAAACGACCGCAGAUCACUCUUGCCAAGGCUGCAGACCACCAGUUAUACGGAGCACACAGUUGUUGAAUGUUGUACUUUAAUGCUUAGCUCCCUCUGGUGGGAAAGGUAAGACAUUGCAGGUGUCAGCAAUCAACAGCGUGCCAACUUAGCUUAGGCCUACGUAAGCACUUUUUUAAACUUUCUUGUCACGUCUGUGACACUGCAUUAUUUGUGUUUAUGAAACUGAAGACUGGCAAAUUUAAUGAAAUAUAUGCUUUGAAAUAUG